ACCUUUUUCUUUUCUUUUCUGGGGUAGCUAUUCUGCUUGUCCAGGGUUCAAGUAGACGCAUAGACUUUCCCUCGUCCGAUUCCGCAGGAUUUCAAGGAUGCCCAUACAUCGACGCUAAGUAAAUUACUGCGAGCGCGCCUUCACCUCCAGAUUCAGCCUCUGCUCUACCAUGAGUGUAGAAAUUUCACCUCGAUCCGUACGCUUCUCCAACGGGGCGGAGGACGACACACUUGAUACUCUCAAGUCUCCAAGAGUCAUGGCGCGUCCUCACGUCCAGACCAGCGACUCGUCGGGUUCUGGAGACUCCCAUGAUUCUGAGCAUCUGCCACCAGACAGCAGGAGUGUACCGCAUCUGCAGACCUCACUGUCUCCCCCCGACACCAGAUCUCAGAUGAACAGCCUCAACUCGAGUCGCAAUGGUAGUGUGUACACACCUGUUACUUCGCCAUUCGCCCCUCCAGCGGCCAGACCUCCAAGACCUGCUCCAGCAAGAACGCCUUCCAGCACCUAUGGUCAGACCCUAACCCAGCAACGAAGACCCGGUCCCCCGUACGGUAUCAUGACCAGUACCUCUGACAGAAAGCAGUCACGCUUUAAGAUUGCCCCGUACCAAGUUCAAGAGAAAGCAUAUGUGCAACGGCUGCGACAAGAUCCUGAGGAAUAUUUCGAGCCUUACACUCCCAGUCUGGGGUACACAUCAGAUAGUGGGGAGGACGAAUCGCCUUCGGAGCUCCAUUUUGAUAAUGACGCUUACGACCAAGAGACUCUGCUGUUUUACAACAAUGAAGAUCUUCAGCCGACCGCAGAGGAUCUUCAAGACCCCGCCAACCGGGAACGAGUAGAAUGGCAUGGAAUGCUGGCUUCGGUCUUGACCGGUGAUGUUGUGAGACAGGAGAAGAAGCGUUUGAUAGGGACGUCAGACAAGCAGGGAGAGAAUCUUUAUACAGAGAUAUGGCUUGGCUUACGAGCGAGAAUCACUGGGCGAGGAGUGGCUGCCCAGAAGAGGAUGAUAGAAGACACUCGAUCAACACUUGAUAAUAUGUUGGACGAGAUCAUCAGAUUCCAGGUUCAGGGCGUCAGCGAAGCUGGAAAAUCCCCUGUCGACCAGGUACGAGAUGUGGUUGCCAAGAUUGAGAAAUGUGAAUUACUAUAUCCGUCUCGAUUGGCUCUGGAGAAGGCGAAUAAGUUGGCAGCUUCUCCUCAGUAUCAAGCCACUUGCGACGCCGUCAUAUCUUGGCACAAUACAACGGAAUUGAUUAACACCGAACUCGCUAUUUUACAGAGCUGGGUUGGAAAUAAUGAAUUGGACUUCAAUAGAGCGAAAGAAAGAUCACCAUCUGGAAAUGGAUUGUCAGACGAGUCUUCGUUCAUAGAUAGACUGCUGAAAGAGGAUGGCCUACGCUCAUUACAAGGAGACAAAAGCAUUCUUUUAGGAGUCGCCGAAGUUAUCUUGAAAGCUAAGAAGACUCUCAUCGAGAACUCCGAAGGGUUUGCAAAGCGCCACCUACCGCCAUACAUCGAAGAACUAUUGACCCUCAUCAAUUUUCCAUCACGACUUAUUGAAGAGAUCAUCAAAGUCAGACUUCAAUUUGCUAGGAAAAUGAAGGAUUCAGCCCAGCAGAAUGCUAUGAUGCAGGAGCAAAUGAUUUCGCAGUUUCAAAUCUUGUUGAAACUGGCAAUUCGCAUCAAGCAAGAGUAUCUAACAAUCUCUCAACCCGAACCUGGUUGGGAUCUACCACCUUGUAUUGACGAGGGUUUUGAUCAGGUCGUCCUCGAUGCUUUGAAAUUCUAUUUCAAGAUGCUGAACUGGAAAUUGGGCGGCAACAAGAACACGUUCAAAGAAGCCGAAGUCCUCGAACAAGAAUGGGAUUUCUCCAACGAGAUUGGUCGUCAUCUACAAGGGGGUGAUGUCGAGGUUGCAGAACAAUUCAGCUCUCUUACUCACAAGGCCUUUUAUCGUCUGAGUUCAACCUUUGAGAAAGAUCUACUAAGGAAACCCCAAGAAACUGCAACAGAGAUGACCAAACGCUACAAGCAAAGUCUGGACUCUGUUCGUGUACGCCAGCGCAUGUUGCAACGUUUCUCGAGGGUGCUGAGCGACCGCUUCGAGAAUGCUACGGACUUCAGUAUCGCCGUGCGGAGCGACGAUCUGCAGCACCUUUACUCGAGAUUGAUCGAAACAGGCCAUUUCCUGGUAUACACCGCCAGCAUUGAACAUGAUGGCAUAUUCUUAAUUGCAUCCCCCUCUCUGUACAACCGACCGCAAGAAAUCCAAUCCAUCUUGGGAACUUGUUAUCACUCGGAAGAUGUGCCGGAAGAUCCGACCAACCCAUACAUCUUGGUUCUUCGGCCAGAGAGUCAGAUCCCAUGGGAUGGAAGACAAGUUGAUGCAAACAUCCGGGAGCCCACUACUGAUGUCAAAGUCGGGCAGCUUCGACUUAUUGCUGAUGGCUCUCAAGUGCGGUUACAAAAUGCUCGAGCGGCAUUCUUGGACUCUAUCGACAUGCAUUUGGAUAUGCUUGUGGAGCAACGGUCGAAUCUCAAGAAGGUCAACCUGAAACUAACCGAGAUCAAGAAAGUUGUGUACAGGCUUUCAAAUACCAUUAUGGACAGCGUUGAGACUGUUCGACAACAGACCAACGGAAUGGAUUGCCAAGAACUGAUUCAGACAUGUUUUGUCUUCGCCACCGAAUUUGGUCAGAGAUCUUUACUUUACAUGGACCGAAACCGAAAGCAAAUGAACAACCUUAAGCUUACCAAGCUUGCUUUGGACUGGGUCAGCUUUAUCUGCGACGACUGCAUUGCGACAGACCGGAAGACUUUCAAGUGGGCAGUACAGGCUUUGGAGUUCGCAAUGCUCAUGACACAAGGUCAGCAUAUCUUGGCUCUUGGAGAGGAUGAGUAUGCUAGACUUCGAGCCAAGGUUGCUGGUUGCAUGUCCCUCUUGAUUUCGCAUUUUGAUAUCAUGGGCGCUAGAUCUACCCUGGCUGCUCAAGCGGAGAAGCAGCGAGCCGAAGCAAUAGCCGGCCAAUACAGAAAGAUGGACAUGAGUCGCCAGAUGGAUGAUGAGCAGUCUGCCAAGUACGUCCUCGAAGAGAAGCUUGCUCAAUUGUCAUUCCUUGACGACACUCGGAAACAAAAGGAAGCGGAAAGGCAGGCUCUCGGUCGUGUUCUAGAAGAAACAAACGAAGCGGACCGAUCAUUGACUUAUUUAUCCUCGUCAGCAUCCAAUGUCAACAUGCGAUGGCAGCAAGGCAAUUUUAUCGGCGGUGGUACCUUUGGUUCGGUCUAUGUCGCUAUCAAUCUGGAUUCUGGUCAUCUGAUGGCUGUCAAGGAGAUUCGCCUCCAAGAUCCAUCUUUGAUUCCAACUAUCGCUGGUCAAAUCAGGGACGAGAUGAGCGUGUUGGAGGUGCUUGAUCAUCCCAAUGUUGUCUCAUACCAUGGCAUUGAGGUCCAUCGAGAUAAGGUGUAUAUCUUCAUGGAAUACUGUUCCGGUGGAUCACUGGCUGUUCUUUUGGAGCACGGCCGCAUUGAGGAUGAGCAAGUCAUUAUGGUUUAUGCGCUUCAGCUACUGGAAGGUCUUGCUUACCUCCACGAAAGUGGCAUCGUUCAUCGCGACAUCAAACCAGAAAAUAUCCUCCUCAACCACAACGGUGUGAUCAAAUAUGUGGAUUUUGGUGCAGCCAAAGUAAUUGCUCGGCAAGGCAAGACAUUGGUUGCAGCUGAUCCAGCCGGGAAAGCCAAUAAGUCCAUGACUGGCACGCCAAUGUACAUGUCACCAGAAGUCAUCAAAGGCGAAAACCCAGGUCGUGCAGGAUCAGUCGAUGUCUGGUCAUUAGGAUGUGUCAUCCUCGAAAUGGCAACGGGUCGACGACCAUGGGCAUCCCUUGACAACGAAUGGGCCAUCAUGUACAACAUCGCGCAAGGCAACCCUCCACAACUGCCUUCCUACGACCAGCUCAGCCCAGAGGGCAUCGAUUUCCUGAAGCGAUGCUUCGUCAAAGAUCCCAAGAAGCGUGCUUCAGCUGCCGAGUUGCUUCAACACGAAUGGAUCGUUGCAAUCAAGUCACAAGUUGCCAUCGAGCCAAGUACUCCCAGCGACAGCGGAUCCUCGGUCCACUCGAAUUCCGGACGAGGUAGUCUCAGCUCCUCAAUGACAUCUUACUAAUUUCUCUUCUAUUGAUACCACUUUACACCCAUAAACUACGCUGCCGAAGAACAUUCCGGAGGCACGGCGUAAAGAUUUGUUUUGGUUUGCGCGGUUUUACGCAGUACAUGAAGCGUUGGGAA
Molecule: messenger RNA, 4290 nt
Organism: Mollisia scopiformis
Lineage: Eukaryota; Fungi; Ascomycota; Leotiomycetes; Helotiales; Mollisiaceae
Product: BOS4, mitogen-activated protein kinase
Exons: 3
Coding region: 170-4168 (1332 amino acids)
Biological process (GO): stress-activated MAPK cascade; protein phosphorylation
Cellular component (GO): cytoplasm
Molecular function (GO): ATP binding; MAP kinase kinase kinase activity
Source: RefSeq, a predicted model, not a curated record